Babesia microti strain RI is the source of this 1005-nucleotide messenger RNA. Its product is annotated as Cytosolic Fe-S cluster assembly factor NBP35. Gene Ontology annotation, biological process: iron-sulfur cluster assembly. Bases 1 to 1005 code for a protein of 334 amino acids. The record is from RefSeq and is a predicted model, not a curated record. Gene Ontology annotation, cellular component: cytosol. The transcript is spliced from 7 exons. Gene Ontology annotation, molecular function: iron-sulfur cluster binding; ATP-dependent FeS chaperone activity; ATP binding. Lineage: Eukaryota; Apicomplexa; Aconoidasida; Piroplasmida; Babesiidae.
AUGGAAUGGAAAUACUGGACUUUAUUCACAGGUACUUUUGUUACAGUGGUGUACUUGUAUCGGGCUGAAAUAAAGAAGAUUUUAAAUUUUAUUUACCGCAAAAUUCCAGAAAAUUGUCCAGGACCGGAGAGUGAAUAUGCAGGUAAAUCAGAGUCUUGCAAAGGUUGCCCCAAUGCUGAUAAAUGCCUUGACGGCACAGCAAAAGUUCAACUUGCAUUGGAUAAGGAGUUAAUUAGUAAUAACUUGGGUAAAAUUAAGAACAUAAUUUUGGUGAUGUCGGGGAAGGGAGGUGUCGGUAAAUCAACUGUUUCGGCGCAAUUAGCAUUUGGUUUAGAACAACUGGGUCAUACCGUUGGUUUACUAGACAUUGACAUAACUGGCCCUUCUAUUCCAGGAAUGACAAACACUGCAGGCAGAGAUGUACACCAAUCUGUACAUGGUUGGACUCCAAUAUAUUUGAGUGAUAAAUUAGCUAUCAUGUCCAUAGGUUAUCUUAUGGACAAGAAAGAUUCCGCAGUGAUAUGGCGCGGCGCCAAGAAGGAGUCUUUGAUUAAGCAGUUUCUUUUAGGCGUUUUUUGGGAUGAAUUGGAUUAUCUGGUGAUAGAUUGUCCUCCUGGUUCCUCAGAUGAACAUAUAGGGAUUGCCACUUAUCUAACAGAUUUGAAUACCAGAUCGCUUAUAAUAACUACUUCCCAAAGACGAUGUGUUGAGGAUGCAGUUAGGAGCGUAGAUUUUUGUCAAAAAGUUAACAUUCCAAUUUUAGGUGUUGUUGAAAAUAUGACGAACUCUUUCUUUGACAAACUUUCGUCAUCCACUAUCGUAAAGACAACUUUUGAUCGGUACAAAGUUAAAAUCCUAGCAAGAUUGCCACUAGAUGAACAGGUUAUUGAAUCAAGUGAAAAUGGCACCAGUAUAUUUAAUUUAAACAGCGAGAGUAAUGCUGCCAAGGUGCUAAUGUCGUUGGUGAAAGAUAUUGUAAAGUUAUCUAACAGUGGAAGUAUUUAA